AUGUCUAUUCAACACAUUUCGUCCAUAUCAAUAUACGAAACACCGUUUCACUUUUAUGUUAUUGGAUCAGAUCCAUCAGAAACCAGGUUCUGCACAUUGAAGAUAGAUCGGCUGAACGAGUCUGAGUUUAUUGUGGGCGAACCGAACCAUGAAUACACUAAAACGGACGUUGGAGAACUUCUGGCAACGAUUUCGUCCAGUUCGAGUAAGAUAUAUGAUUUUCUUUUUUGUGUUUUAGGUAUAAGAGAGCGUUAUCAUUUCAAAAAUUCCGGCUUGCGACUAUUUGUCUAUAUUUUACAUUCAUAAACAAGUUUUGGUGUACACGGUAAAUUUACUUUUAGUUGUGACGCCGUCAGAGAAAUGGAGUACAAGAAGAAACCCGAAUCCAGGUUUGAUAAGGACGCUGGACAAAGCUUUGGGGAUUAUCGGGGCUGUCCGAUUUUUGGAAGGAUACUACUUGUUGGUAGUGACAAAAGCUAAAGUAGCAGCGUCAAUUGGGCAUCAUAUUAUCUACAAAGUAGAAGAUGUGUCUAUGGUCUACUUAUUGGCGUCUGGAGCUCCGAUUAGUGCUGAUGAACAGAGAUACGCAAAACUGUUUCAGGUAGCGUUUUGUUGGCGAAUAAAGUAAAAUUUAUUAAUUUUUUAAGUUAGUGAACACGUAAAAUUGAAUUUUUCAGACAGUAGACAUGACAACAGACUUCUACUUUUCUUAUACUUACGAUCUGAGCAGGAAUCUACAAGAGAAUGUGCUUAAAGUACAAGGUGUUACCUUCAACAAGACGGCGUAUUCUCUAGAAAUGUCAUCAGAGAACAAGUUUGUGUGGAACGAGUAUCUUCUACAGCCAUUUAGGAAAAACGAUGUCAGCAAGAAGUGGACGGUAGAGUUGGUGCAUGGUUAUGUUAACUACCAGAUUGUGGAGUUGCCUUUUGCCAAGUUGACAUUGUCUAUUAUUGCUAGAAGGUCAUCCAGAUAUGCUGGGACACGGUUUUUGAAGAGAGGCACUAACUUUGAAGGUAAAACAGUAUAACAAUAUAGUUUAGGGAAACAAAAUGGUUUUCGAAUAUUGAUAUCGUUUAUUUAAGGUGAUGUAGCCAACGAUGUGGAGACGGAACAACUAGUGUGGGAUAUGAAUUCAAGUCCAUCUUUAGUGACGGGCCGUUUCUCAGGGUUUGUUCAGCGUCGUGGAUCUGUGCCAUUGUUUUGGUCGCAGGAUCCAGCUACUAGAGGUGUUGUGGGUAAGCCACCUAUCUAUAUUGAUCUGGUCGAACCUCAUGGUUUAACCACAGCCGCUCACUUUAAGUAAGUUUACUUUCGAAUUAUAUUUAUUUAUAACACAAUUUGUGAUGCCAAUAUGUAAAAUGUUUUUAGAGAGUUACGGAGAAAGUACUCUCAUCCGAUCAUGGUUAUCAACUUGGUUAAGCGAAGAGAAAAGCGACAUCAUGAAAAUCUACUGCAUGAACAAUUUUUAAAGGUAUGUGUGUUGGCUUUUUAAAUGCAAAUAUUGUUUUAGACAGUAAAGUACUUGAAUGAAUUUCGUAAAAGUGGGAGGAAGAUUGACUACAUCAGCUUUGACGUGGCCAAGUGCAAUAAAAGUGGUCAGGUACUGCCAAGGCUUGAACAACUUGGACUGAAGUCAGUAUUGAGAACUGGAUGGUUUCAGGUAAACUGGAAAGGCUGCUACAACCACUUUUUGUUUACUAAACUAUUAUUUGAUUUUUGUUAUCAUAUUCUUAAAUUAAUUGCCAGACGUAAUGUAGAGUAAUAGUGCUAAAACUUAAUUUGUGAUUAUUGUAAUGUAAUGUUUUAGUCCUUUCCUGAUCUGAUGGGCCACAGCCUUCGUCGUCAUCCUUUGUUGGACUCGUUUGAGCCGCUAUACUGUGAAAAUGGUAAACUGAUGUUACAACAUGGACUGGCAAGGACUAAUUGUGUAGACUGUCUGGACAGAACUAAUGUUGCUCAAUAUGGAAUAGGUAUGCCGUUUUAUCUUUAAAAAGUUGAAACUUGAUGCUUUGGUAAUAAGUAAUGUAGCUUUCUAAUUUAAUUUUGGCAAUUACUUUGUUUAUAAAGAAUUAUUAUGGUCUUUAAAUGAUUUUAAAUGUCAUUUAGGAAGAAUAGCUUUGGGAUUCCAAUUAUAUGGUCUUGGCUAUAUAGACGAACCUUGGAUCUCAGUAAAUGGAGAGUUAUGUCGAGCAUACGAAGACAUGUUGGAUGAACAUGGUGACACUUUAGCUCUACAGUAUGCUGGUUCUCAACUUGUUCAUUCUAUCAAGACCUACAAAAAGACUUCGGCCUUUCAGGAGAGGAGCAGAGAUGUCAUACAGACUAUAUCAAGGUACUACAGUAACACUUUCAACGACUUUGAGAAACAAAAUGGCAUCAAUUUGUAUUUGGGGAAGUACAGGUAA
Bursaphelenchus okinawaensis is the source of this 2406-nucleotide messenger RNA. Lineage: Eukaryota; Metazoa; Nematoda; Chromadorea; Rhabditida; Aphelenchoididae. The record is from the annotation of a GenBank genome assembly.